This is a messenger RNA of Cotesia glomerata, 1323 nucleotides long. RefSeq names its product protein SMG9. Gene Ontology annotation, biological process: nuclear-transcribed mRNA catabolic process, nonsense-mediated decay. The record is from RefSeq and is a predicted model, not a curated record. The transcript is spliced from 8 exons. Bases 92 to 1225 code for a protein of 377 amino acids. NCBI's taxonomy places the organism in Eukaryota, Metazoa, Arthropoda, Insecta, Hymenoptera, Braconidae.
UUUAUUUAUUAUAACAAUAACAUACAAAUUCUUAUCGUUUGAAUUUAUUGAUUGUAUUUUUAAUAUUAAUGAGAUUGUUAAAAACAAUACGAUGAAUUCUCGAAAAAUUACCACAGUUAUAACAAAAGAUUAUGACUCUAAAGAUGCAGAAAAUCGACCAGUAAUAAAAGUUGCGGAUCGUCCAACUUUUAUAUUAAAAACCCGAGAAGGCGAAAGUAGAGCUGUAUCUCCAAGUCAACGCAAUGGAGCCAAAAAAGAAACGGAUGCCUCUGCCAGUACAUCAACAAAAUCAUGUGAAGCACGAUUGUUAAUGACAUUACCCCAAGAAAUGACAAGUAGUAUAAAAUUAAUGGAUGAAAAUAUGCAACUUUAUGAAAAUGUAUUAGAAGAACUGAUUGAUCAACAAGAUUUUCUAGUUGUUGGAAUCUUAGGAACUCAAGGAGUUGGAAAAUCGACAAUUUUAUCUCUUCUUACGUCAAAUUAUGGAUCAGAAUUAUUCGCUGUACAAAAGUCAUCUCAUCACAAAAAUGGAAUAAAUUGUACCAGCGGAAUAGAUUUUUACGUAACAAAAAAUCGUGUAAUUUAUUUAGAUACACAGCCAAUUCUUUCAAGUUCAAUAAUGACACCAACUAACACGACGUUAGAGCACUAUGUUAAUUCAGAAUAUAACUUAGAAAUACAAUCUCUACAAUUGACUGCCUUCUUAUAUUCUGUUUGCCAUGUUAUUAUUUUCGUUCAAGAUUGGUUUGUCGAUCCCAAUUUAAUAAGAUUUAUUCAAACUGCUGAAAUGUUAAAACCAUCCUCGACAUCAAAUUUGGAUCAAGACUACAUCGAGUAUUAUCCUCACAUGCUUUUUUUGCACAACAAAGCAGAAGUGGAUGAUUUCAUGCCAGAUACUCUAAAAAUCAUGACGGGCUUUUAUGACAAAGUUUUUGCAAGAUCUAGAUUACAAACUCACAGCGGACUGAACAUGAGUUCAUGCUCAACAGACGGUCAACUUAAUUUAUUUCUUAUUCCUGAAAUAAAAUCACAAAAUGAACCAAUAAUCCAUGAAAAUGAAAAAGAGUUAAUACAAAAAUUACGAAAUAAAAUUCACGGAAUUUCACGUAAUCCGUUAACACCAUCAGCGUUAACAGAAAAAAAUUGGUACCAUUAUGCCUUCAAAGUUGUUGAGGCUAUAAAAAAAAGUCACUUAUUUGUAGAAUACGGAAGGUUACUUCCUUAAGAUGAUAAUUUAUUUAUAUUGCUUAUCAGUAUAAGAUAUUUACGAUAGGCACAUAUUUAUAAUAAAAAUAAUAAUACAUAUUUUGAUAUUGACAAAUA